This is a messenger RNA of Arachis ipaensis, 567 nucleotides long. The record is from RefSeq and is a predicted model, not a curated record. NCBI's taxonomy places the organism in Eukaryota, Viridiplantae, Streptophyta, Magnoliopsida, Fabales, Fabaceae.
AUGUAUGAUGGAAGUGGAUUUGUGCAAUUCAUAAAGGGUAUAGCAGAAAUAGCCCAAGGUGCAACAAAGCCUUCAAUCCUCCCACUCUGCUGUAGGGAGCUUCUUUGUGCCAGAGACCCUCCAAGAGUUACAUGCAUCCACCAUGAAUACAAACAACUACCCCUUCAAGACGACAACAAAAAUGUGUUCUUCAAACCCUCCCAUGCUUCCUUCUUCUUUGGCUCCAAAGAGAUUGAUGCAUUGCGCUGCCUCUUCCCUCUUCACGUUGCUCAAUCUUCUAGCACCUUCGAUGUCCUCAGUGCAUGCCUCUGGCGUUGUUAUACAGCUGCACUGCAUCGGCAAAACCCUAAUCAAGAAGUUCGCUUCAUGUGUGCAGUCAAUGCACGUUUUCAACCUUGCAGCGGUGAGAGCUACUUUGUUCCAUAUACUAACUCUAAAGGAGAGCAUGGUACGGUGGUUUUAAUUUGCCUGCCAGAAGAAGGCAUGGAAAGAUUUGAGAAAGAGCUUAAUGGGAUGGUCAAGAUCAAGGAUGAAGAGAAAACUAUCAAGUUGAUGUCCAAUCUUUAG